AUGCAGAAUGUGCAGCGCAAGUUCGGUAAAUUGAUGAAGCGGUCUGCCGACAGGUCAGAUGUCGGAGGCAUUCUUAGCGAGUUCAGCACCGCAGACCUAGCCCUUGGCAGCUUCAUCGACGCGACUAGAUCAUGGCGCGAUGCUUGGGACGAAACUUUGAAAACACAGCUCUUUGUUGCCGAAACAUUGCAUUUGCUGUACAAGCCGAUCGAAGUCGAAGAUGAUCCGGACAAUCCUAUGCAGCACAAACCUGCUCCCACUCCACGAAGAUACCUGGAUAAGGCCAGUGAUUUGCAGUCAAUUUACUCGAAUCUUGGAAAGGAUUUGAGCAAUGAAAUCAACUCCAUCGAACCAAAACUUCUUAGGCCUGCCAUGGAUGCUAAAGAUUCUCUCAAGAUGCUCAAGAAAGCGAUCAAAAAAAGAGAGGACUUGAAGCUUGAUUAUGAGCGUUACAAUUCGCGCGUGGACUCCGCUCAGCGCAAGGAGACAAGAUCUGUCAGAGAAGAGAAUGCUUUGGUCAAGCACGAGGGCGAUCUUGCUCGCUCCAACGCCGAGUACCAAGCUGCCGACGAGCAGCUCAGGAGAAUCUUGCCUCCUGUCUUGGACGGCCUAUCAACACUCCUGCCACAUCUGCUUGCCAUUCAGAUCAUGAUUCAAUACCAGCUGGUGGGCCAGAUGUAUACGCAACUCCAUGAAUAUUGCCAGACGCACAAACUGCCUUCACCCGCUCCAGCUCUGGAGCAGGUCGUCUCGACAUUUGAAAACGAGUUCACACCAUUUCGCGAGGAUCUCGAGCGUAAUAUCAGGACUAUCUCGACUGGCAAAGCCAUACACCAACCCAUGAGUCUUCCUGACAAGCAGCAAGGCACUGUCACUGGACUUGGUCUACGCAACACUGCCAGAGGAACUUUUGCCAGGAGAACGAGCAGCCAAGGCUCGCUGCCUAAGCCUAGUAUGCCAGGACACUCCAAACCUACGCCGAUGGCUACGCCGGACGGAAACACUAACGGUGGAGCACCCCGCCCGGUGUAUUCUGCUUCCAGCACACCUAGCUCGACGUCGACGCCAUUCUUGACACCUUGUUCCACAUCGCAGCAGGCAGACUACUUUAGCCGAGAGCGCAGGACUUCGACGUCUUCAGGGACGUUCAGUGUCACGGGCAAGAAGAAGCCUCCACCACCUCCGCCUAAGAAGAGAAUACCAUCAUCGCAAGGUGAGUUCGUUACGGCCAUGUAUGAGUUUGCUGGUCAAGGGUCGGGAGACCUGGCUUUCAGAGAGGGUGAUAGAAUCAAAGUGGUGAAAAAGACUGGGUCGACGGAUGACUGGUGGGAAGGAGAGCUCAACGGGGUGGUGGGCAGCUUUCCUGCAAACUAUGUCAAGGUGGGAUGA
Messenger RNA from Aureobasidium namibiae CBS 147.97, 1389 nucleotides. RefSeq lists its product as uncharacterized. The transcript is spliced from 5 exons. Gene Ontology annotation, molecular function: protein binding; lipid binding. Gene Ontology annotation, cellular component: mating projection tip; medial cortex; Rvs161p-Rvs167p complex. NCBI's taxonomy places the organism in Eukaryota, Fungi, Ascomycota, Dothideomycetes, Dothideales, Saccotheciaceae. The record is from RefSeq and is a predicted model, not a curated record. The coding region runs from base 1 to 1389 and encodes 462 amino acids. Gene Ontology annotation, biological process: endocytosis; actin cortical patch localization; plasma membrane tubulation.